Molecule: messenger RNA, 2310 nt
Organism: Oncorhynchus kisutch (coho salmon)
Lineage: Eukaryota; Metazoa; Chordata; Actinopteri; Salmoniformes; Salmonidae
Gene: ahsgb
Product: alpha-2-HS-glycoprotein 1
Exons: 7
Coding region: 113-1282 (389 amino acids)
Biological process (GO): negative regulation of endopeptidase activity
Cellular component (GO): extracellular region; blood microparticle; extracellular matrix
Molecular function (GO): cysteine-type endopeptidase inhibitor activity
Source: RefSeq, a predicted model, not a curated record
GCAGAAAGCAGUCUGAGCCUCUUGUUAUCUCCCUCCAGUUAACCCUACAGGCCGUAGUUUGUAUAAAUAAGUGCCCCAGGCUGCCGUGCCCCUUUAUUCAGCGUGUGCUACUAUGAGGGGACUGGUUAUUCUCUCUGUCCUGACAGUGUGGGCACUGAACUGUGCCAGUGUGCCAACGCGGGACACCAGUGGACGCCACUGGAGCUGCGAUGAGAAGGAAAAAGAGCCAGGGGCGAGGUUGGCCAUGCUCAGCAUCAACAACAAACAUUUCCAUGGGUACAAGUUCCAGCUCAGUAACAUCACCUUCAGCACAGUGGAGAAGGGUCAAUCUGACUGUAAAUUGCACCUGGAACUAGACCUCCAGGAAACAACCUGUCACAUCAUCAACCCAAAAUCUUUUGAAGAGUGUGACAUCCGUCAAGAUUAUGAAACGCAAGUGAAUGCCCACUGCAAUGUGACCCUGAGCAUCACAGAAGGCAUUGCAGAGGUCUCUAAACACUCCUGCAACACUGAACCAGUUUCUGCUGAGAAGAUGGUCAGAAUGUGUCCGGACUGCCCCAUCCUGCUGCCCCUUCACAGCCCCGAGGGCCUAGAGAGUGUGAAGGCAGGCCUCAGGCAGUUCAACAUGGACCACAACUACACCUCCUACUUCAAACUGAUGGAAGUGGGGAGGAUAAAAUCUGGGUACAUGAUGAUGACUGGAAUGAACUACUACGCUGAGUUGGCCAUCGUGGAGACUGAUUGUAAUGCCAAGAGCAGGAUAGAUAGACAUGCCUGCAAGCCACUGUGCCCCGAUGAAGCUCGCCAUGGGCUCUGUAAAUCCACACUGCUGGGGAAUGGCCAGGUGGAUGUCAACUGUGAGAUCUAUGAAGCUCUUAACGCCAGUUCUCCCCGUACCCCUGGAAGGGAGUGUGGACACCCACCACACCACAUCCAUCCUGGCAUCAAACAUCACCUCCCUCCCUGGGUACACAAGCCAGGAAAACCAGGCCCACUACCAGGCUUCCCAGGACGCCCUGGUGGCCCACCUCCAGGCGACCAAGGUCCACCCCCUGGUCCCCAUAACCCCCCCCCUGGUCCCCAUGGGGAGUUCCCCUUCCCCCACUGUCACGGCUUCGUGAAAAUCCCCCCCUCUAUCCACCCUCUUUGCCCCUUCCCACCCCCUCAUCACCCCCACCCACACCCUCGUCCCCAUGGCCACGGGCCACCCCCAGGGCACUCUCUACCACCCCAUCCGACACACGUUCUGGGCGAGGCUCCUCCCCCACAUGUCAAGGCAUAAUCUCAGCAUUCCGAUUACACUUCUAAAUGGUGGAUGGCUGAAAUCAUGUUGACACAUAUUCAGAAGUAGUUUUGCCAUCAUGGUUGAAAUAAUGUCAAUAAUAAGAACAGUAACUGUGUACUGUACUGCAAAUGAAAUGAUCUGUUGUCUUUUCUGGCUUCUACUUCAUCUACGGAUUCUCUCUGUUAAAAUCAGCUGUGACAUUAUUGGAUGACAUAUUUUUUUUUUUUAAAUGAAUAAACUACUUCAUGAUACUAAUGUACUGAGAUACUCAUGACAAACUAGAGGACAGGCAAACACACACACACAGGCACACACACAUACAGGCACACACUAACACACACACACAAACACACAGGUACACACACACACACACACAGGCACACACACACAGGCACACACACACACAGGCACACACACACACACACAGGCACACACACACACACACAGGCACACACACACACACACACACAGGCACACACACACACACACACACACACACACACACACACACUAAAAAGCUGUUACACUAAGUCCAUUAAGGUCAUAGUUGGCUUAAUCACUGUGGGUCAAUGUAACGGCUCAGUACAAUGACACACGGCACACGGCCUUGUUCGGGGGGGGGGUAAGCACUAUGCUAACAUCACAUGGAGAAGUUAAGCCACUCCCGUAUCUCUAUAAUCAAUCGAAUUGAUGCAUGCAAAGCAAUUAUCCAGAUAGUUACAUAUCAGUUAAUCCUCUUGUUUUCGAUGGAUGGAUCCACUUUCAGCAUAGCAAGAUAAAGAACCUCUGAAAAAAAAACGUUUUUUAUUUAACAACUGAAAAACAUUUCAGUGUUGAGGAGUAGUGAACUACAUGUAGUUGGACAUGACUUUGCAGUAGCUUGGUGGUAGUUGAACUAAAUUUAAACCUUGGUCAUUUUUUUGUCAGUAGUUAGUUACUUUUUGUUACCAUGCAGCUGUGUAGCUAACUACUGGAACUACACACUACUUUUUUUUGCAAAAAUAAAAUAUGGGUGAAUAAGGCAA